GAUAAAGCCUGGAUCUGAAACAGCAUGUACCAGAUUUGCAGCUGUUAAGCUGAAAAGAUCUAGAUGAAGAUUGAAAAGCAUCCUUGUUUUAGGAAUUCUGUGCACCAAGCACAGGAGAGGAAAGAACAAGUAAAGAGAACACAGGAAUCAUCACUUCUGCAUACAGACUGCCUGAAUUAAUCUUUAGCUUUAAGCCUCGAGGAAGAAUAGGCUGUACCAAUAGUUUAUCAUAAAUGUAUCCUAAUUCAGGCUUCAGAUUAAAGUAGGUUAAUCCAACAAGCCGCUAAAAUCAAAAGCGUGAUGGAAAUUUGAUGAGUUAGGACUGUCACAUCAGCUCCAGUGUAACAUGGUGACAUCAAGACAACUCAGUGUAUACCAAUGCGUAAGUUCAUCAGUGUUACAAGGCAGUUUGAUUCCUAAAGCAACUGAAUUAAAACCCUCUGAAAGUUUGGCUGGAAAGCAUCCAUGGAUGAACUAAACUGGUUUGCUUUAAGCAAACUGAAAAUUAACUGGUUUGUAGUUCAGAGAAGAGCAUAACUGAGAAAAUAUGAAAUCCUACUUGAGGAUGAAAGCAGAAUUGAAGAAGACAGUUCUGAAGCCAGGCUGGGCUGCUGCGGAGAUGGCACUCUGCUCUGACUCAUUGGGCUCUACUGUGCAGCCAGUAUGAAAUUUAAAAAGGUUCAGUUGUGGCUAUAAAAAAUAUUACUGAAACAAGUCAUGGAUUGGGAACUUAAAAUAGUGAAGGAAAAGGAGGAAAAGAUCUUGACAUUUCUUCAGUGAUCCUGAAUGAAGAAGAAACAGGCACCCAGAAAUAACCAAGCCACUACCAAACACUUUCUGAUCUGCUACUACGUGUUUAAGCUGUGUCAAAGUGGUGAUUUACAAGGAUUUCUAUCCCUCAGAUCUGAAUACAGAAAGGUAUAAAAUGCAUCCAAGGAAAAUAAAGUACCAGGACGUUGAUCAUCUCAUCAUUCUACAUACAGAUUUAUUUCUCCAUACAAAGCAAAUCUGACGUCAGCUGGUUCCGAGGUGAUCUCACAAGUGACCCUUGUCCACUCUUCAUUCCAUCCAGGAAUGACGUCCACCCCUCGUCCAGCAUCACAGAAUAAGAACUUCAGAGGAAGGAAUGCAACUUCAUAAAUAGCAAACCACAGACACUAAUGGGGAGCAGAGGCAAACCUGCAGGUUAAAAUUCCUUGCAAGAGAAGCCCAUAGAUCCACACUGCCUGGAGAUUCAGAGAUGAUCUCAGCUCUAGCCUUCGUUUUCCUCCUCUGCAUCUCCUGCCCUUUUUCAUCAUGUCAGCAGCGAAGGGCUGGAGGUGAAGUUGGGCCAGAAAUGCUGGAAGAGAUGAGAGAAACUAACCGUGUGCUAAUGGAAGUUCGAGAGUUGCUGAAGCAGCAGAUUAAGGAGAUAACAUUCCUGAAGAAUACAGUCAUGGAGUGUGAUGCCUGUGGCAUGCACACCGAGGCCACAGGCCCUGUCAUCACCGUGACACAGUUUAACAGAUGCCUCCCCAACUCCUGCUUCCCUGGCGUGGCCUGCACCGAAACCGGCACCGGCUUCCGCUGUGGACCCUGUCCCCCGGGUUAUUCAGGCAAUGGCACCCACUGCACAGACAUCAAUGAGUGCAAUGCAAACCCCUGCUUCCCGAAGGUCCAGUGCAUUAACACCAGCCCUGGCUUCCGCUGUGAUCCCUGCCCUCCUGGCUUCACCGGCCAGAUGGUCGAAGGGGUUGGACUGACCUAUGCGAGAGCCAACAAACAGGUUUGUACUGACAUCAAUGAAUGUGAGACAGGCGCUGCCAGAAACUGUGUCCCCAACUCCAUCUGCAUCAACACACGGGGAUCCUACAAAUGCGGGGCUUGUAAACCUGGCUUUGUUGGGGACCAAGUGAAUGGCUGCAAGAGCCAGUCAGUGAGACGCUGCCCUAAUGGAGAGAUCAGCCCGUGCCACGAGAAAGCAGAAUGCAUCGUGGAGCGCGAUGGGUCCCUCUCCUGCGCGUGCCUCGUGGGGUGGGCAGGGAACGGCUACGUGUGCGGGAAGGACACGGACAUUGAUGGAGUCCCUGAUGAGAAGCAACGCUGCUCAGACAAAAAGUGCCGCAAGGAUAACUGCAUGACUGUCCCCAACUCCGGCCAAGAGGAUGCUGACAGGGAUGGAAUUGGAGAUGCUUGUGAUGAUGAUGCUGAUGGAGAUGGGAUAUUAAAUGCUGAGGACAACUGCGUGUACACGCGCAACGCAGACCAGCGCAACAUGGACAAGGACAACUUUGGGGAUGCCUGUGACAACUGUCGCCAAGUGAAGAACAACGAUCAGAAGGACAUUGAUGGUGAUGGGAAGGGAGAUGAGUGUGACGAUGAUAUGGAUGGAGAUGGGAUCAAAAACCCCAUGGACAACUGUAAAAGAGUUCCUAACCCUGAUCAGAAAGAUGCCGAUGGUGACGGAGUAGGAGACAUGUGUGACAGCUGCCCCACAGUCAGUAACCCAGACCAGAAAGAUACCGACCAUGAUCUGGUGGGAGACGUCUGCGACACCAACCAGGACAGCGAUGGAGAUGGGCACCAGGACUCACGGGAUAACUGCCCAUCAGUGCCCAACAGCUCCCAGGUGGACACAGACAACGAUGGGCUGGGAGAUGAAUGUGAUGAUGAUGAUGAUGAUGACGGGAUUCCAGAUGAGAAACCUCCAGGCCCUGACAACUGUCGGCUUGUCCCUAACCCUGGCCAAGAAGACUCGGAUGGUGAUGGUGUGGGAAACCUCUGUGAAGAUGACUUCGACAGAGACAUGGUGAUUGACAGGAUUGAUGUGUGCCCAGAGAACGCAGAGGUGACCCUAACGGACUUCAGGGCUUUCCAGACAGUUGUACUGGACCCUGAAGGCGAUGCACAGAUUGACCCCAACUGGAUUGUCCUCAACCAGGGCAUGGAAAUUGUCCAGACCAUGAACAGUGACCCUGGCCUGGCCGUAGGUUACACGGCCUUCAAUGGAGUGGACUUUGAGGGCACAUUCCAUGUCAACACUGCCACAGAUGACGAUUACGCUGGUUUCAUAUUUGGCUACCAGGACAGUUCCAGCUUUUAUGUGGUCAUGUGGAAGCAGAUGGAGCAGACAUACUGGCAGGCAAACCCCUUCCGAGCAGUAGCAGAACCUGGAAUUCAACUGAAGGCAGUGAAGUCUAAAACAGGCCCAGGGGAGUACCUCCGCAAUUCCCUGUGGCACACAGGGGACACCACAGACCAGGUCAAGCUGCUCUGGAAGGACCCUCGCAACUCCGGCUGGAAGGACAAGACCUCGUACCGCUGGUUCCUGCAGCACCGGCCCCAGGUCGGCUACAUCAGAGCUCGUUUCUAUGAAGGACCUGAAGUAGUAGCAGACACUGGAGUUGUCCUUGACACAACCAUGCGAGGAGGCCGCCUGGGAGUCUUCUGCUUCUCCCAGGAGAACAUCAUUUGGUCCAACCUGCGUUACCGCUGCAACGACACCAUCCCAGAAGACUACGAAACAUUCCGAGUUCAGCAAGACUAAGGCCUGAUGUCGAGAUGUGUCCAGCCUUGCUUUGAGCCCCUGCUCAGCUGCCCCACUAUCGCUCCUGUAGCCCCUAUGAGGAACUGUAAGUAACGUACCACUGCGGCAUCACCCAGCAUCUCUCCCACCACAGCAGCUGCCUUAUACACUCCAAACCCUGCUGGCACGGCCGUGGUGUAGCCAGCGAGUGUGAACAGAGCCCAGGCUGCUGUAAACACGAGCUCUCUACACACCAUGGAUGCGCUGGGAAGCUGCUUGCUGUAGCUGGGAUUGAGUCAGCCUCGUGUGGAUGAUUCCCAGGGGUAUUUUCCCUACUCAGAGGCUCUCGAGUGUGAAUGUUUUCCUUGUCAAGCAAACCCAGCCCCAGUCUGAAAAGGACACAGGGAGCAGCCCGUGUACAAACUGCUCACAAAACAUUAAAAAAAAGCACUUUAAGGAGAGUGUCUUUGUUCUGGAAUGUUGGAUAAUAAAUACUUGGAAUGUUGGAUCAUAAA
Molecule: messenger RNA, 4020 nt
Organism: Neopsephotus bourkii (Bourke's parrot)
Lineage: Eukaryota; Metazoa; Chordata; Aves; Psittaciformes; Psittacidae
Gene: COMP
Product: cartilage oligomeric matrix protein
Exons: 24
Coding region: 1241-3526 (761 amino acids)
Biological process (GO): cell adhesion
Cellular component (GO): extracellular region
Molecular function (GO): calcium ion binding
Source: RefSeq, a predicted model, not a curated record